This is a messenger RNA of Lacerta agilis (Sand lizard), 2068 nucleotides long. RefSeq names its product ankyrin repeat domain 54 (gene ANKRD54). Lineage: Eukaryota; Metazoa; Chordata; Lepidosauria; Squamata; Lacertidae. The record is from RefSeq and is a predicted model, not a curated record. The transcript has 8 exons. Gene Ontology annotation, molecular function: protein binding; protein kinase regulator activity. Gene Ontology annotation, biological process: regulation of intracellular signal transduction; regulation of protein kinase activity. Gene Ontology annotation, cellular component: nucleus; cytoplasm. Bases 12 to 980 code for a protein of 322 amino acids.
CUCCUGACUGGAUGUGGCGGCGGCGGCCGGACUCGCUCCUCUUCCCCCCACUUCCCCGCCCCACAUUCUAUUGUUCCUAUGGUUACGCGAGUUCGCCCCCGCCUUCGUGCUCUGAUCCUGGGCCCGCUUCGCUCGAGAUCCGGACGCGCAGUGACGCCUCGACGACGGGGAUGGAAGGCGGCGGUGGCGGCGCGGGAGACCCCAGCCCGGCCUCCGCGAACAUGUUCUCCCUGACGGGCCUCGGUGCCGCGUUGCGGGCCGUCCCCGAGGCGCCGGAUCCCGCCUCGCUGCACUACAUGCACUUGCCGUGGCAGUGCAAGCACCGCGUGUGCAAGAUGGGCGGCCGCCGCCACAAGGCCGCCCGGCUGCACCGCAAGGUGGGGCCUACCGGCAAGGAGAUCCACGCUUUGAAACGCUUGAGAGAAGCUUCCAAUUCUAAUGAUUUAGAAACAGUGCAGCAGCUUCUGGAAGAUGGGGUGGACCCCUGUGCAGCUGACGACAAAGGUCGAACGGCCCUGCACUUUGCUUCCUGCAAUGGAAAUGACAGUAUUGUGCACUUGCUUUUGGACCAUGGAGCCGACCCAAACCAGCGAGAUGGGCUGGGGAACACCCCCCUGCAUUUGGCUGCCUGCACGAACCAUGUACCCAUCAUCACCACACUGCUUCGUGGAGGAGCCCGAGUAGAUGCCUUGGAUCGAGCUGGACGAACCCCUCUGCACUUGGCCAAGUCAAAGCUGAACAUCUUGCAGGAGGGCCUCUCACAGAGUCUGGAAAUUGUGCGCCUGGAAGUAAAGCAGAUCAUCCAGAUGUUGCGGGAAUACCUUGAACGCCUCGGGCGCCACGAACAUCGGGAACAGCUGGAUGAUCUUUGCUCCAGGUUACAGAUGACUAGUACAAAAGAGCAGGUGGAUGAGGUUACUGACCUCCUGGCCAGCUUCACCUCCCUCAGCUUGCAGAAGCAGAAGUUUGAGAAGAGGUAACAGGAUUUCCCACUGUUUUCUCAAUCAAACGGAGAAGCCUUGGGAGGAAGAGCAACUGGAGCUCCUCAGCAAGACUUCAGACUUGUUGCUGCUGGUACCAGGCAUGCUUUUCCUAUUGGAUAUAUAUGUUCAGCUGCCCAAGACAUGUUGGGCCACUAUUACUGCCGUGGACGCUUCCUUCAGGACAAGAGGUUCAUACUGAGGCCCUGACUUCCAGAACAAUGAACCACUCUUUUUUUAUGCCUCAGUGACAACUGUUUUAGUAAAUGCAGUCACCUUGUACAGGGGAGUUGCCCCAUUUCAGAAGCAUCUCCAUGGUCCCACAAGUGACAAAUCCAACGUGCUUUGAGAACAUUUGGGGAAACUGCAGCUUCUGGGCACAGCAUCCCACAUGACUUGUUGAGCAAUUGCAUAAACAGUGAGAAACUCUACACCCUGUUGGGCAACUAAGUUUUAAAGGAGGGCUAUUUUAAACUGAGAAAGGGCUAAAGGGCCAGCAAUGCUAGCUUUGCCCACUAAAAUGCUAUUUAACUCCCCCCUCCUCUUUCCCACCCUCCAAAAUAGCAGUGGAGAAUUUUUACAGGGUUUUUUGCUUAUGCUCCUCUCUGAUGAACCAUGUCUCUUUCAUUUCCUGCCUUUUUCAUGCACCUGCAUUGGUAGCUGAGGUGUGCAAGGGAAGAAUUCUGCCAAAAUCUCUUGUCUGAGAGGGAGAGUAAGAGAUUCAAAGAAUUCCUUGCUUGCAUCUGUCAGCUUGCACCUAUUUUUUUUCCAUAGUUAUGGGCUGCCUGGGAUUCAGGCCUAAUAGGGAGUUAUAAUGAGUCGCCGGGCUACCCAUUGCCUACUCCUGCUUGUUACUGUUCCGUGGACUUUCUUUUGCUCUCUGUGCCAGUUAACAUAAUCUAUAUCAGUCCUCAAAAACCUGAGCUGGAAGUAAUGGUGUCUCUCAGGGCGGCUUCAUACACUACUUUUCUUCCUUCAAAGACGGGACUGAUUCAGAAGUAACAGAAAAGCACAGUUUGGGGAGUUUAGAUGCAGUGACAAAUCACAAUUUGUUCUGAAACAGGAGCAGAAGCUUUAAAUCCCUACAC